UUCAUUAAGAUCUAUAAAUGCAUUUCAAAAGGUAUUCUGCUUUACUUCAGCUGAAGACUGAGAACAAGGACUGCAAUACAAUCCGAAUGUAAAAGGUUUUGCUGCAGACAUGUAUUUAUCUGAUCCAGUUACAAUUUUCCUCUCCGUUGCCACCUUUGUUUUGUUGGCAGUUUUUUCAUAUGGUCAGAAGAAAAAAGUUCAUCCAAAUUAUCCUCCUGGACCACCACGUUUGCCUUUAAUUGGAAAUUUGCACAAUAUAAAUUUCAAUAAACCUUACAUAACAUUUCAUAAGCUGGCUGAAAAAUAUGGCUCAGUGUACAGCCUACAGAUGGGACCUCAGAAGAUGGUUGUGCUGUGUGGCUAUGAGACGGUGAAAGAUGCGCUGGUCAACCAUGCUGAGGAGUUUUCUGCAAGACCCUAUGUGCCAGUGUUUUUUGAUAUGUUCAAGGAACAUGGUCUUAUAUUUUCUAAUGGUGAUAACUGGAAAGCCAUGAGACGAUUCACUCUUUCUACACUGCGGGAUUUCGGGAUGGGGAAGAGAACAAUAGAAGAUAAUAUCACUGAAGAGUGCCAAAGUUUGAUAAAUAUUUUAAAAGCCUACAAAGGAAAACCAUUUGAAAACACGAUGAUCAUGAAUGCUGCUGUGGCCAAUAUCAUUGUGUCCAUAUUGCUUGGUCAUCGUUUUAACUAUGAUGAUCCAAAACUUUUAAGGCUUUUAACAAUAGUCAAUGAUAAUGCCAGAAAUGUUGGUACACCAAUGGUUUUGUUGUACAAUGCAUUUCCAUCUGUGGUCCGAUGGUUGCCUGGGAAUCACAGAGAUAUUAUUCCAAGCAUGGAUGAGUUGCACUCUUUUAUCAGAGAAACCUUCACCAAUCAGAGGAAUAAUCUUAAUGUCAAUGAUCAGAGGAAUUUCAUCGAUGUCUUCCUGGUCAAACAAAAGGAGGAAAAGCCAAAUCCAGAGUUAUAUUUCAAUGAUACAAAUCUGACAAUGCUGGUGACGGAUUUGUUUGGUGCUGGAAUGGAGACAACCUCCACCACCCUCCGAUGGGGCCUCCUGCUGAUGAUGAAAUAUCCAGAAAUACAAAAAAAUGUUCAGAAGGAAAUUGAAAAAGUCAUCGGUUCCGGAGAGCCUCAACUGAUACAUCGAAAACAAAUGCCAUAUACUGAUGCUGUUAUCCAUGAAAUCCAAAGGUUUGCCAAUAUCGUGCCAACAAAUGUUCCGCAUGCCACUACUCGGGAUGUGACUUUCAAAGGAUUCUUUAUACCCAAAGGGACUCAAGUGAUUCCACUGCUGUAUUCUGUCCUAAGAGACAAGAAGCAUUUUAAGAAGCCAGAAGAGUUUUACCCUCAGAAUUUUCUGGACCCGGAGGGAAACCUUGUUAACAAUGAAGCCUUUAUACCAUUUUCUGCAGGUAAGAGAAGUUGUGCUGGAGAGACACUGGCUAAAAUGGAACUGUUCCUCUUCUUUACAACACUGCUGCAAAACUUCACCUUUCAGGCUCCACCUGGAGCAAAACUGGACCUCACAGGCGCUGUUGGCUUCACAACUCCUCCACUGAAGCAUGAGAUCUGUGCAAUUCCUCGUAGUUAAAAUGAAAUAGCAGUAAAAACAGUAUAUGAAUAAUAUUUGUGGACUGAGUUUAAUCUUUCUGAAAGAGAAUCUGUUUAUGAUUUGUAGAAAUGUAGUUGAAUAUGGAGACAAAAGGUCCUUCCAGAUUGGUGAUAAAUGCAUCUUUAUACGUAAAAUGAAAGAUGAAAUAAAUGAACUAUGAAAGCAAA
This is a messenger RNA of Rana temporaria (common frog), 1779 nucleotides long. Its product is annotated as cytochrome P450 2K4-like. Gene Ontology annotation, biological process: xenobiotic metabolic process. The transcript is spliced from 10 exons. Gene Ontology annotation, molecular function: iron ion binding; oxidoreductase activity, acting on paired donors, with incorporation or reduction of molecular oxygen, reduced flavin or flavoprotein as one donor, and incorporation of one atom of oxygen; heme binding. The record is from RefSeq and is a predicted model, not a curated record. Lineage: Eukaryota; Metazoa; Chordata; Amphibia; Anura; Ranidae. Gene Ontology annotation, cellular component: cytoplasm; intracellular membrane-bounded organelle. Bases 110 to 1591 code for a protein of 493 amino acids.